AUGUCUUCUGCGUCGGAUGCUGAAUCUGAUUGUGAUAAAAAAAUUUCAAAACUUGGUGAUUGCGAAGUUUGCGGCUCGUCCAGUGCUAUUUAUACUUGUCCAAAGUGCGAAGUAAAAACAUGUUGCCUGUCUUGUGUUAGAAUACACAAAAAAGAGCUUGAUUGUGACGGUAUAAGAGAUCGAACAAAAUUCAUCAGAGUCAAGGACUUUACAGAUUCUGAUCUGCUGAGUGACUACAGGUUGUUAGAAGAAUGUGCCAGAUUUGUGUAUGGUGUAAAAAAUGACAAAAAGAAAAAGUUUACCAGAGUUGAUAAGGAAUUGCCACUUCAUCUGUAUAAACUGAAAGUAGCGGCUAGGCAGAGAGGCACUGUUAUUCAGUUCCUUGCACAAAACUUUACGAGGCAUAGUGUUAACACAACUCGAUUGAAUUAUAAAUCAAAUGUAAUAAACUGGAGAGUUGAAUGGGUGUUUCCAAAUGUGGAAAGUGCUCCAUUAAAAUUUGUGGAUGAAAAAUGUCCAGAAGCUAAGAGAAUUUCAGAGUUAUUAGACAAAUACAUGGACCCUGAUGCUGCACCUUUUGAUGGAUCUAAAGCUUUAAUAUAUUAUAGAUCUGUUGGCUUUAGUGGAAUCAAAAUAUUACUCAAAGCUGAAAAAGUAAAAGGCUCUGCACGAAAAUUCUUUGAAUUAGAUCCAGCUGACACCUUAGCUGAGAAUUUAUCUGGGAAGUGCAUUGUGGAGUUUCCUAUAAUUUUUGUUGUACUCAAAGAUCAUGCAUACAGUUUUGAAAUAAUCAGUCCAGAAGAUGAAUUUGAUUAUGAAGAAUCACCAAGUAUUGACAGUGAUAUAAAACGUGAGAACGGUAAUAAAGAUAUUAAGAACUCAAAUAAUAAUCAGAAUAAUGUUCCAUUAGUAGAGACACAUGCUGCCACACAUGUGAGGAAGAGACCAAGACAGUUACUCACUCAAAAAAUUGCAGAACAGAAAAAACUUGAAAUUGAGAAGGAAAUUAAAGCAGAAAAAAAGAAAAGACCUAAAAAUCUUUUGUUUACUACCGGUUACUCUUCAGAAGAGAGUUUAAGUGAAAGUGAUAAUGAAGAAAACCAGUCUUAG
Chilo suppressalis (striped riceborer) is the source of this 1110-nucleotide messenger RNA. The record is from the annotation of a GenBank genome assembly. Lineage: Eukaryota; Metazoa; Arthropoda; Insecta; Lepidoptera; Crambidae.